AUGAAUGAAACUACAAGCGAGGAGGGAUUCCACUCCUUCGGAAUCUACGUUUUAGUCAUCCAAAUAGUUCUAUUCUCCAUAGUAUGCCUAGUUGGGCUGGUGGGCAACACUCUGGUAAUCUACGUGGUGAUCAGAUUCUCCAAAAUGCAGACAGUGACGAACAUGUACAUCGUGAAUCUAGCAAUCGCCGACGAAUGCUUCCUGAUUGGUCUGCCGUUUUUAAUCGUCACCAUGAUCAAGGAGCACUGGAUAUUCGGGCACAUGGCCUGCAAGGCCUACAUGAUCAGCACGAGCAUCAACCAAUUCACCAGCAGCAUCUUCCUUUGCAUCAUGUCUGCUGACCGAUACAUCGCCGUGUGUCACCCGAUUUCUUCGCCAAGAUGGCGGACUCCUUUCAUCUCGAAAAUUGUGUCGCUCUUGGCGUGGACAACGAGCAUACUGCUGAUCAUACCGAUCAUACAGCACGCCAAAGAGCUGGACCAAGGCGGCCACAAAUCUUGCGUGAUCAGCUGGGGCAACCCCCAAAAUUACUCCUACUUCAAUAACUCGGAAGCCGAUGGUAUACCGCAAGAAACCAUCUACAGCAUGUACACCUUCAUAUGCAGCUUCGCGGUGCCGCUGAGUUUGAUACUCGUUUUUUACUUCGAAGUCGUCAAGAAACUGAAGCACGUCGGACCGAAGAACAAGUCCAAGGAGAAGAAGAGAUCGCACAGGAAAGUCACCAAUUUGGUUUUGACUGUUGUCACAGUCUACGUCAUUUUUUGGCUUCCGUAUUGGAUUAUGCAGUUGGCCAGCAAGGGUGAAGAUGUAUCUACAUUUGCAAUAACUCUUCAUCUACUAGCGUCAUGCCUGAGUUAUUCAAACUCGGCUGUGAACCCAAUCCUGUAUGCUUUUCUGAGCGAUAACUUCAAGAAAAGCUUUCUUAAAGCAUGCACCUGCGCAGCGAAGGAUGUCAAUGCGCAGCUUCAUUUAGAAAACAGCGUUUUCCCGCGUAAAACUAAGCACAACUCGGAAAGGUUUAGACCGACCAGGGCCACCUCUCUUUGUCCCAAUAAUGAUGAAGAGUGCGACGUUGGGCCAUUGAUGAAUAAAGGAGACGCUUCCACUUCCAUUACCAUGACCAGUAGAACAAACAAUGCCACUUGUUUAGGGGAUAGCAGGGAACGAUUGCAAAGGUAUACCAAUAAAAAUGGGGUGGUGAUUUCCCAACCAACCAGUCUAUAA
Molecule: messenger RNA, 1224 nt
Organism: Brassicogethes aeneus
Lineage: Eukaryota; Metazoa; Arthropoda; Insecta; Coleoptera; Nitidulidae
Source: the annotation of a GenBank genome assembly